Molecule: messenger RNA, 1901 nt
Organism: Gymnogyps californianus (California condor)
Lineage: Eukaryota; Metazoa; Chordata; Aves; Accipitriformes; Cathartidae
Gene: ABRAXAS1
Product: abraxas 1, BRCA1 A complex subunit
Exons: 9
Coding region: 1-1215 (404 amino acids)
Biological process (GO): protein K63-linked deubiquitination; mitotic spindle assembly; attachment of spindle microtubules to kinetochore
Cellular component (GO): nucleus
Molecular function (GO): polyubiquitin modification-dependent protein binding; microtubule binding
Source: RefSeq, a predicted model, not a curated record
AUGGAGGGCGAGAGCACGUCGGCCCUGCUCUCGGGCUUCGUCUUCGGCGCCCUCGCCUUCCAGCACCUCAGCACCGACUCGGACACGGAAGGUUUUCUCCUUGGAGAUGUGAAAGGUGAAGCCAAGAACAGCAUUACUGACUCACAAAUGGACGAUGUUGAAGUUGUUUAUACAAUUGAUAUACAGAAGCAUAUUCCAUGCUACCAGUUAUUUAGCUUUUAUAAUUCUGCAGGAGAACUGAAUGAUCUUGCCCUGAAGAAAAUACUAUCAGGCUGUAAGAAGAGUGUAAUAGGAUGGUACAAAUUCAGACGUAACACAGACCAGACCAUGACAUUCCGGGAAAGACUUCUUCAUAAGAAUUUACAGUCACACCUAUCAAAUCAGGGCCUUGUAUUCCUUUUAUUAACCUCUAGCGUGAUGACAGAAAGUUGUUCUACUUACAGACUGGAACAUGCCUUACAUCGGCCACAAGAAGGUCUUUUCCAGAAAGUUCCUUUGGUGGUUACCAACUUGGGUAUGGCAGAACAGCAAGGUUACAGAACAGUGUCUGGUUCCUGCGUAUCUUCUGGCUUUGUGAGAGCAGUAAGACAACACAGGUCAGAAUUCUUUUACGAAGAUGGAUCCUUACAAGAGGUUCAUAAGAUAAAUGAGAUGUAUGCCACCUUGCAGGAGGAACUGAAGAAAAUAUGCUCUACAGUAGAAGCCAGUGAACGAUCUGUAGAGAAACUCCUAGCAGAGGUGAGCCAAUUAAGAGAAGAAAUAAAGAGGAAAAAGCAACAGAGUUGUUCAGAAGACAGAGACUACCCAGGAGAGCCAAAGGAGAAUGUUCUCCUUUGUCAGGCACUGCAAACAUUUUUCCCCAAUUCUGGACUUCAGACGUGUAUCGUUUCCUUCAAAGGCCAUCAGAUAUUCAAGAACUGCUGUAACAUAGACCAUGAUAUUAAUGUCAUGGACAAACUGACUCUCAUGGUAGAGGAAAGAGACUUCACUGAAGCUGAAACAAGACACCUAACCAAGCGUAAAGUCAGAGGGACCACAACAGGAUCAAAGUCAUUCAAGAAAUCCAGAUCACUGCAGCUUCACCAAAAAUUACUUCGAGACCAAGAGGACAGUGACCACGAAAGGAAGCUUACGCUGAGUAGCACUGAAACAGAUGAGGACGUGUUGGAAAAAAUUAGAGACACAAAUGAAUACCCACACUCUCCUACUUUCUGAUCCGUUAAUGAUUUGUCCAGAUGACUUUGCACCAAAAGCUACUGCCAGCAUAUUCAAGUGACAUAUCGAUUUAUAGCACUGCAGGAAUAAAAAACAGUGCAUUUUUGUAAGACAUACAGGUUUGGGUUCUUUUUUUCCCCAGUGCACAAAUCCUGUUUGGCAUAGAGACAAGUCCAGAUGACAUUCCCUCAUUUUGCCUUCCAGGGUUAAAUCUGUAUUUGCUCUCUCAGGGUUUAAAGACUAUGCUAGCAGGAUGUUAGCAGUCAUAUAACCAUGUCACAUACUGUCUCAGAGUAAUACAGCUUCAAGCUGCUGUUGAAGAAGCAGUACUACCGUUCUCUCAGCAGAUGAUGAGGUAGGGAGCAUCAAAUGAACAUAUGCUUAACACAAUUAGCUGUCUACAUAAAUUGCCACAAUUUAAAUACUUUGAUUUAUCCUUAGCUAUCCACUACUUGUGUAUUUUUUCCCCCCUUGCAAUCCAGCAAGGGAAACCAGCCACCUGAACUUUAGCAAGACCUGUGAGCAGAGGAAGUGAUCCAUACAGUUGCCAAUUUCUACUAUUGCUUUCAUCCGUCAUACUUCCUUCAGACAAUUUUAGACUUGACACUUCAUAAAAAAGCAACUGACAUCCACCCUUCAGUCAGUGAUGCAUUAUGCUAGCCAACCACAUUUCCAGUAAACAAGUA